UAAAACCGUUCUACCUUUUCGUAGAAAUAACAUCCUGUCACUGUAAAAAUUCUGACAACUUCAAUUCAGAAUGAUUCUGUCAUCCGCAGCCACUCACGCAGCCGGUGAGAAACGCUCGCACGCUCGUUCUUCGCCAACAAACCCACCUCUCAUUUGAAAAUACACCUCCUAACGGUCAUGCGCACAUGCUUUGUCGGCCCACCGGGUAGGGGUAGCAUGAGAGCGAACCGAUGUUUUCCUCGAUGUUUCGCUAGCAACACCAGAACGCUGUUGCCGCUAGAAAAUGAAGUGAAACCGUGUACGUUUUCACGAACCGUUGACUGAUUUGGUUUAGAGUUUUGUCACCAGUAAAAACACGUCCAGCCGUGGUGCCGUGUAGUUGGCGGAGACCAUUUUGUGUAACCUAUCCGGAGCUGGCAAGAGAAAAUGCUGCUCUGGAUGUGUUGACAGCAGUUUUCCAUCGUGCGGAAAACGAGCGCUGUCGGCUGUCGUCAACGUGUUUUAGUAUCGUCUUAACGCUCCCGGUGGCAAUUCUGUUGGAGGCAUCCGAGGCGAUGUCACGAUCCCACCUUACCGCAGUCAAUCUGUCUCGUUGUGUGUGAACAUUGUGAAAACCGGAUAUUGUUCGAACGACGCUACCUGGUGCUUCACGCCAACAUGUCGUCCUACAGGCUACACAAAGUGUUUCUGUACAGCUUGGCCAUCUCGCUGAUUGCCAUCUUCAUUACGCUCGCCAGCAAGAUAUUCCCCAUCGCCAACCUGCCGAUGAGCACGAACAUUAUCAUCAUCUGUACUUGCAUGGCCAACUUUGCGUCUGUCAUCGCCCUCAUCGUUGGCAUAGUAACGCGACGUCCACGAUUAGUGAAGAUCGUUAAGAUUUUCAGCUAUGUGCAGCUUGGAGCUAUUUUCGUCCUAAUCUGUCUGGCCGCCGGUUUGCUGUAUCUGGUGAAGGUGGACGUCGAGCAUGGCGAUGUGCCGGUGACACCGUCCAAAUCGUGACCGACGGGUCGUUGAGGGUGGCAUAUGCAAUGGAAACCAUGGAUCACCGAUCGUUUGCGUUUGCUCAACGAGAAGCUAAUAUACAAGGAAUGAGGAAAAUUAGAGUGCGACAAUGAUUGGAACGAAUGUUGUUCAGAAAUCAAAAUAAAUAAUAUUCCAAAGACCGAAUUUUGUACUGUUGACUGUUUGCAGACCAAA
Messenger RNA from Anopheles darlingi, 1197 nucleotides. RefSeq lists its product as uncharacterized. NCBI's taxonomy places the organism in Eukaryota, Metazoa, Arthropoda, Insecta, Diptera, Culicidae. The record is from RefSeq and is a predicted model, not a curated record. The transcript is spliced from 3 exons. The coding region runs from base 658 to 999 and encodes 113 amino acids.